This is a messenger RNA of Lytechinus variegatus (green sea urchin), 885 nucleotides long. RefSeq lists its product as uncharacterized. The transcript has a single exon. NCBI's taxonomy places the organism in Eukaryota, Metazoa, Echinodermata, Echinoidea, Temnopleuroida, Toxopneustidae. The coding region runs from base 1 to 885 and encodes 294 amino acids. The record is from RefSeq and is a predicted model, not a curated record.
AUGAGUGUUGAGCCAAAGGAGAUGGAUGUCGCACCAGCCACAGACAAACAACAAGACCAGGACCCAAAAUCAAACAUGGUGUCCAAUGUGGCUCUCAAGUUGCCCCCCUUUUGGCCGAGCGACCCGGCACUAUGGUUUGCCCAAGUGGAGGCGCAAUUUCUCACCAGGAACAUUGUUCGUCAGGACACGAUGUUCGCUUACGUGAUCAGUUCCCUUCAGCAGGACUAUGCUCAGGAGGUUCGGGACUUUAUAAUCUCACCUCCUGCCACUGAGCGAUACAAUAAAUUAAAAGCAGAACUAAUCAAGAGGACUGGAGAGUCCGAGCAAAAAAGGCUCCACCAGCUCCUUAUCGCGGAAGAGUUGGGAGACAGGAAGCCUUCUCAACUUCUCCGCAAAAUGAGGCAACUUCUGGGGGAGAACACACUGGAGGAGAGUAUUAUGAGACAGCUCUUCUUACAGAGACUCCCAGACAAUGUACGUCUCAUACUCGCUUCCUCGUCUGAAACAACCCCCAUCGAACAACUCUCUGAGAUGGCAGACAAAAUAUUCGAGGUGGCAGCUCCUUCCCCAAAUAUUCAUGCCAUCAAGCCUUCGGUGGCUCAGCUAGCUCCUCGCGCUCCAGUCAACUCGGAGGUGGCGAUAUUACAAGCGACGGUGAACCAGCUUGCCGAACGUGUGGAGGCUCUUUGCCACCUUACUGAGGAUAGAGGUAGACAGAGGGAUCGCCAGCCAGCUAAACGCCCCCGGAGCAAGAGUCGUGCCCGAUCCUCAACAAGGGCCGGCUCUGAAUGUUGGUAUCAUUGGAAAUAUGGAGAAAAGGCCAAGCGCUGCACACCUCCGUGUUCACACUCUGAAUCCAACAUUAACAACAACCAGGGAAACUAA